AUGACUGCAGGCAGAGUCAACCCUUACAGCAUCGUGUCCUCCGAGGAAGACGGGCUGAGGUUGACCACCAUGCCAGGUAUCAACGGUUUUGGCAAUGGGAAAAUCCACACCAGGAGGAAAUGCAGGAACAGGUUUGUAAAGAAGAACGGUCAGUGCAACGUGGAGUUCACCAACAUGGAUGACAAGCCACAGAGGUACAUUGCAGACAUGUUCACCACGUGCGUUGACAUUCGUUGGAGGUAUAUGCUCUUGCUCUUUUCCCUGGCAUUUCUGGUGUCAUGGUUAUUGUUUGGGCUGAUUUUCUGGCUAAUUGCACUCAUUCAUGGAGACCUAGAAAACCCAGGUGGAGAUGAUACCUUCAAGCCUUGUGUUCUGCAGGUCAAUGGCUUUGUGGCUGCUUUUCUGUUCUCCAUCGAGACCCAAACGACUAUUGGUUACGGCUUCCGCUGUGUGACGGAGGAGUGCCCGCUCGCGGUCUUCAUGGUGGUGGUUCAGUCCAUCGUGGGGUGUAUAAUUGACUCUUUCAUGAUUGGUGCAAUAAUGGCAAAGAUGGCCAGGCCCAAAAAACGGGCCCAGACAUUACUUUUCAGCCAUAACGCAGUAGUGGCAAUGAGAGAUGGAAAACUCUGCCUAAUGUGGAGAGUUGGGAACCUCCGGAAAAGCCACAUAGUAGAAGCCCACGUACGAGCUCAGCUAAUUAAGCCUAGGAUCACAGAAGAAGGGGAGUACAUACCACUUGACCAAAUAGACAUCGAUGUGGGGUUUGAUAAAGGCUUGGACCGUAUCUUCUUGGUGUCCCCCAUCACCAUUCUCCAUGAGAUCAACGAAGACAGCCCCUUGUUUGGGAUCAGCCGCCAGGACUUGGAGACAGAUGACUUUGAGAUCGUGGUCAUCCUGGAAGGUAUGGUAGAAGCCACCGCUAUGACAACGCAAGCUCGGAGCUCCUACCUGGCCAGUGAGAUUCUCUGGGGCCACCGCUUCGAGCCCGUCUUGUUUGAGGAGAAAAACCAGUACAAAGUAGACUAUUCCCACUUCCACAAAACCUACGAGGUCCCAUCCACCCCCCGUUGCAGCGCCAAGGACUUGGUAGAGAACAAAUUCUUUUUUUUCUCCUUCUGCUACGAGAAUGAGCUGGCCUUCAUGAGCCGUGAUGAGGAAGAGGAAGACGAUGACAGCCGGGGUUUGGAGGACCUGAGCCCAGACAACAGGCACGAGUUCGAUAGGCUUCAAGCCACAAUAGCGUUGGAUCAACGGUCGUACAGGAGGGAGUCAGAAAUAUGA
This is a messenger RNA of Pelecanus crispus (Dalmatian pelican), 1281 nucleotides long. RefSeq names its product potassium inwardly rectifying channel subfamily J member 12 (gene KCNJ12). The record is from RefSeq and is a predicted model, not a curated record. Gene Ontology annotation, biological process: potassium ion import across plasma membrane; regulation of monoatomic ion transmembrane transport. Gene Ontology annotation, molecular function: inward rectifier potassium channel activity. Gene Ontology annotation, cellular component: plasma membrane. NCBI's taxonomy places the organism in Eukaryota, Metazoa, Chordata, Aves, Pelecaniformes, Pelecanidae.